Molecule: messenger RNA, 927 nt
Organism: Ogataea angusta
Lineage: Eukaryota; Fungi; Ascomycota; Pichiomycetes; Pichiales; Pichiaceae
Exons: 1
Coding region: 1-927 (308 amino acids)
Biological process (GO): pantothenate biosynthetic process
Cellular component (GO): mitochondrion
Molecular function (GO): 3-methyl-2-oxobutanoate hydroxymethyltransferase activity; magnesium ion binding
Source: RefSeq, a predicted model, not a curated record
AUGAGCUCAUUUUCCCUAAUCAGAUCGCUGGUCCCACGUUUAGGGGCCCGCUACUCGUCGCAUGCUACCGUCAGACAAAAGACGUUGACAGACAUCAGAAAAUUGUAUAAAGCGAAGGAACCUCUGGCCGCGAUCACCGCACACGACUACAUCACCGGUCGGAUAGCAGACUCGAGCGAGAAAUUAGAUAUAGUUCUAAUUGGCGACUCUUUGGCCAUGGUUUCCAAAGGCUAUGCCUCCACGCUGGAAAUUCCGUUUGACGACUACUAUUACACGUGCAAGUCCGUUCUCCGAGGGGUCAAUCAGAAGUUUGUCAUAGCUGAUCUGCCCUUCGGAUCGUUCGAGGCCAGUGUCUCGCAAUGCGUAGAAUCCGCAGUCAAGCUCAUGAAAUUGGGGAAGAUCGGCUCGCUCAAGAUCGAGGGCGGGUACGAGCACGGCGAGCAAAUAAAACGUCUCAUAGAGAUCGGGAUACCCGUGACGGGUCACAUAGGAUUGAAACCUCAACAGUUCAAUGCUGUUGGUGGCUACAGGGUGCAGGGGAAAAAAGCGCGGGAUGCCGCAAAUAUCAUAAAGGAAGCAAAAUAUCUCAGAGACAUUGGCUGCUCUAUGCUUCUUCUAGAGUGUAUCCCGCACAAGGUUGCGCAGUAUCUAACUGAGAAGCUGGAUAUUCCAACGAUUGGCAUUGGUUGCGGCCCAGGAACCUCGGCGCAGAUUCUGGUGCAGGCGGAUCUUCUUGGCAUGCUGGACUCUCCCACCGCCAAAUUCGUCCAGAAAUACAUGGACUUCCAUUCUGAGGCCGUCAACGCAGUCGACCGCUACGUGGGGGACGUCAAAACGGGCAGUUUUCCAAGCAUAGAGACUCACUCGUACCCAAUUAAAGAGGAAGAGUUCGAGGCAAUGGAAAAAAUCCUGCAACGGGACCACUAG